ACAUACUUGGCAAUUUUCUUCGGAGAGAUUAACUUGAAAUAUAGAUGAUGAAACGGAGAUGAUUGUACGAUCGACUCUCUCUCUGGGCACUUGGAAUAAAAAUCGCCGACAUCGUAAAGGCAACAUUGGCGCGUAAUAGUAAUUGUACAUAGCACUCACAUUACGUUCAACAUUUUAUAAAACGCUUUUGAUAACUUCUCACAAACGAAGAAAUCAGUUUUAACACAAUAAUUGUGAAAAAUGGGAGCACGAUUUAAAUCUGCGAAUCCAUCACGACGCGUUCCAUGACUGAUCGCGAUUCGAAAUCUAUCGAAGAUAUUGCGAUUCUCGAAGUAUCGCAAUGGCGGCAAAUUUGAAAUAUCGAAAUAUAUAAUUGCUAUUCGUUUUAAUGGCAUUUUUACUUUUUUUGCCAUAACACACACGAUAAUAUAAAAUGUACUCGGUUAUACAUAAAAUAUAAUAUUUUUCUCUCUCUCGAUCAUUUUCGAAUUUUAAUCGUUGUGACAAAUAUACAUGAGAGCGGGCAGGAAAUGUACAUAUUUUACUAUAGGUUAUGAAGAAAUCGUUGGAUAAUCUUUAAUAAUGCGUAUCCCACACACACAGUUCUUUUAUAUUUUUCUGAAAUUUACUUAUACACGAUUGCGAUAAUUAUCGAGCGCAAUUAAUUAUUCCACAAUUGUUAAGAUUACUUAUUCUAAACUUUCUUAAAUUAAUAAAUCAUUCACGCGCGUAUUUGCCUUCAUGCAACGGAUAGUCAUAUAUCAGUCUCGCGAUAACGUGUAACACUGAUAAACUGCUAAAAUUAACUUAUAGGCGUUAUAUCUCUCUAUUAAGUGGAAUCUCGUCGAGUUAAUUAGUGACACUGUCACAGAAUUCGAAUUGAAUUUACGAAAUGAGCACCAAUUCCGAGUGCACGAUUUUAGUAACGGGUUUUGGUCCCUUUGAUAAAUACGUGGUGAACGCCAGUUGGGAAUCGGUGAAGGAAUUGCAAAAAUUAUGGGUAGACUCCAAAGAAUUUCCUAACAUUAAACUGAUUGCAAAAGAAAUUCUAGUAUCGUACAGUUAUGUAUCCACUCAGAUUCCUCAGCUUUGGAAAAAACAUAAUCCUACAAUUGUCCUACAUGUGGGUGUAUCAUGCCAAGCUGAAUCUUUAACAAUAGAGUGUCAUGCUUGCAGCAAUGGCUAUAAUAGAUUUGACAUAGACAGCAAGUGCCCUGAUGAAGCAAGUAUUGAAUGUAAUGUCUUGGAAACGAGUAUAGAUGUCAAGGAACUUUGUGAUAAUGUGAAUAAAAAUUAUGAGAAACAUAAGUGUAAAGCUUGCUUCUCACACAAUGCUGGCAGAUAUCUGUGCGAAUAUAUAUAUUAUCAAUCUCUCGCUAUUGAACCAACAAAAACUCUAUUUGUACAUGUUCCAGACUUUGACAAGUAUUCUAGUAUACAAACUGCUAAAGGCUUGUAUGAUAUUUUAUGUUAUUUAAUAAAAAAUUUAAAAUAUAGCUAGUAAUCUUAAUCUAAU
Cataglyphis hispanica is the source of this 1516-nucleotide messenger RNA. Its product is annotated as pyroglutamyl-peptidase 1. The transcript is spliced from 2 exons. The record is from RefSeq and is a predicted model, not a curated record. Lineage: Eukaryota; Metazoa; Arthropoda; Insecta; Hymenoptera; Formicidae. Bases 893 to 1501 code for a protein of 202 amino acids. Gene Ontology annotation, biological process: proteolysis.